CCUUCCACUGCCAGCAGCCCUAGCCUGACCAACCCUUCCACUGCCAGCAGCCCUAGCCUGCCCAACCCUUCCACUGCCAGCAGCCCUAGCCUGCCCAACCCUUCCACUGCCAGCAGCCCUAGCCUGCCCAACCCUUCCACUGCCAGCAGCCCUAGCAUCUCAUUCAACGAUCAGACCAAGAGCCCUCCACUUCCUCCAAAGCCCAAGACUGUGUCCUCCGUUUUAAGCACCACCUCAAAGAGUAUGAAAGACUCCAAGACAGCCAAGGGUCCUGGCAGCACCUCCCCAAAGUCCCCAGAAUCCCCCAAAAGCUCAUCGCUGAAGAGCCCAUCCAUGUCCCUCUUUACUGCAAGGGUCUUUUCCUCACCCCAAAAACGAUUAUACUCCCCACUAAGCCCUCCAGAAGUGCUCACCCAUGACAUAACCCACAUCACUGAUGAAGAGCCACCAGCAGUCACAACAACUCCACCACCACCACCUCCAAUGACAGAGGCAACAAUGCCCCAAGCUUCAAUCAAUGAGAUGAGUUUAGAGACCAGUCUCCCUGACCCUCCCUCUCUGACUCCAACCCAGACUCUACUCUCCAUACCUAACAGGCGUGUGACUGAGGACCUGUGUUCGUACUGCUGUAAACCCAUAGUGGCUGGAGCCAAGAUGAUCCUGGAGGACCUUCAGAUCUACAGCCACUCAUCCUGCUUCAAGUGUGAGGUGUGCCACUGUCCUCUAGGAGACCUCCAUGCAGGAGACAGUAUGUGGCUCCAUAGAGGGACAGUGCACUGUGAAGGCUGCUUCAGCACAACCAGAGAGAAAUAUCUCCUCUAGGGAAGAAGAAUGACAGAAUGCUCAUGUCUCCACGGUAACAGACAGAGAACAAGGAGACAUCACUUCAAAAGCCGUAAAAGGACACAUUGCUUUUAUAUGUGUGGAUCUGGUGGUUGACUCAACAGGGUGGAUCUGGUGGUUGACUCAACAGGGUGGAUCUGGUGGUUGACUCAACAGGGUGGAUCUGGUGGUUGACUCAACAGUGAAUUACAUUUUAUAAUGUAGUCUGGAUCUAUAAUCUUCACAACCUCUCUUGCAAAUUAUUGUCACAUAUAGAAUCAGAUCCAAUGACCUGGAUGGAUUCUUUAUGUACUUCUGUAUUUAUCUACUAUAAUGUAAUAUGAUGAUUUGUUAAAUCUCUUUACAAUAAAACCACCAACUGAUGUCA
Molecule: messenger RNA, 1210 nt
Organism: Coregonus clupeaformis (lake whitefish)
Lineage: Eukaryota; Metazoa; Chordata; Actinopteri; Salmoniformes; Salmonidae
Product: filamin-binding LIM protein 1
Exons: 8
Coding region: 244-822 (192 amino acids)
Biological process (GO): epidermis development
Cellular component (GO): cytoplasm
Source: RefSeq, a predicted model, not a curated record